AUGACUUCUCGCAAAAACACAAAAUUUUCCGCCAAAGUUCAGUUUUAUCUGAAACACAGAGAAUCUCGCAUACUUAAGCUGUGCAACGAUACCAUCGGCCCGGUGCCGAAUGAUUCUCUGAGCAAAGCGAUUUUCAGACUGCUGUCGAAGCCGGUGGACAAUAAAAGCAUUAUACAACUUUUUGUCGACAAGGGCCAAAAAUCUUCUCCAGCAACCGCCACGAUUAGCAGCAGCAGUAACACUGUGAAAACCGCUUUCCCAGAGUAUCAAAAGGACGUCGAGCGCUUCCAUGGGCGCAUCAUCUGCAGCGACAACACAUGCAUCAUCGAUCCGGUGACCUCUCCUAAGAGCGACAACAAUUCGAAUCCUCGCACACACUCCUUCCGAAUUGUCUCGUUCAGUAAGGAGCACGAGUCGAACCGGAUCGGUGGCGCCGAGGUGGCGACCGCAUUUCCAACCGACGAUGACGCGGACGCGAUACAUGGAGGCAGCAGACGCAGCGAUCAGCAGGCGCAGAAUCUCAUCACGCGAUCACCACCGUCACCAGUAGCAUCGACGGGACCGCCUGGCGGUGGGGCUAGCGUCGCCCACUCGGUGGCUAGCGAUGGCGCGACCAGCCCCAAUAGUGCCCACAAGGCGAUCCUCAUGUGUUUCAGCUGUAAACUGAGUUUUGGCACGUGCCGGUCCUUCAUCGCGCACGCCAAAAUCGAGCAUAGUCUCACGUUGAACGACUACGAGCGUAUGCUGCUGGAGAAGAACUACAGCAGUGCCAUCAUACAGACUAACACCGAGAAGCAAUUCUUUUUUCUGGUUCCUUUCGAAGAGAAAUCUUCUGCCAACAGUAACAAUAGGAAGCACGCCGAGAACGAUCAGAGGUAUAAGACCAAUACUAAUAAUAACGGUAGUAGUAACAACAACAACAGCAGUAGUAACAGCAGCAGUACUAGUAGUAGCAGCAGCAGCAGCAGCAGUAGCAACAGCAGUAGCAGUGGUGGCUGCGGCAGCGGCAACGGUAAAAACAGUAGCAACAAUGGCAACCUCGGUAGCAACAUCGAUAGCAACCUGGGUAGCACCAAUAUCGUUACCAGCAGCAGCAGCAACGUGGGCGGAAGCAUCCUAACCAGCAGCGGUAACAUUAACGGCAAUCACUAUACCAGUAGCAACACUGGCGCGGGGAAUGGCACUGGCAAUCCGAACAACGGCAUCCUUGGGCUAAUGUCGCAGCAGCACCAACAGCAAGCACAGCAUCAUCAGCAACAGCAGCAGCAACAACAGCAGCACCAACAACAGCAGCUUCAUCAACAGCAACACCAUCUACAACAGUCGAUCCAUCCUUCCGAGCCAUUCGGCCAGACGUUUGAUGCUGCCGGUAACUUUCCCAAGCUAGUCGCCAGCAACUCGCUGCUGUACGAGAUGGACAAUAAGCUGCAGCAAAGUUGGAAGCUGGCGGCGGAGAAAUACAACAACGUGAUGAACGAAAGUGCCGCCGUGGCCGCAGCCGCAGCGGCUGCUGCAGCGGCAGCGGCAGCCGCCGCUAGUGACGCGGGUGGUGUGGACAAAAAGGGGGCACCUGGUGGCGGUGCUGGCGCGAGCGGUAAACUUCUGUCAGAUUUUCUCAACCAGCAAAAGAUGCUGUCGACCGUUGGCGAAAAUCUGUACGGAAAGCAGAACAAGUUUCUCGAAUUGAUCAGCUCAGCGGCAGAUAUGAAGCUGAAUCCUUUGGCGGCAGCGGCUGCUGCAGCCGCCGCAGCCGCCAGCAACAAGGGCGGCGUGCCGGCUGGAUUGGAUAUUGCUGCCGGUGGGGACUUCCAUCUGAAGAAGUACAACCCGGUCGAUCUGUAUCAGCAGCUUCUGGCAAACAACUUCCGACCAGAGGCGAUGGAUGUGAGCGAGGAGUUGAAGAAUGACCAUCAAAUUAGUGUCAAGAAGCUGGAGGCUGAGCCUUCAGUUGCGUUCCGGAACAGCAACUUCAGUCCGAACAUUUCAACCAGAAAUUCAUGCAAGACGCUCAAGUGUCCACAGUGCAACUGGCACUACAAGUACCAGGAAACGCUCGAGAUUCACAUGCGUGAAAAACACCCGGACGGUGAAACGGCCUGCAGCUAUUGUCUUGCCGGACAGGCGCAUCCACGGUUGGCCCGCGGUGAAUCGUACACCUGCGGCUAUAAGCCGUACCGUUGCGAUAUCUGCAACUACUCGACCACCACCAAGGGUAACCUAUCGAUCCACAUGCAGAGCGAUAAACAUCUGAACAACAUGCAGGACCUGAACGGUAUGAUGAACAAGGGCAAUCAGAGCUUCCUCAACCUGGCGACGCUGCAGGCCAACGACCCGAAGGUGGUGGGCAACUCGCGGAACCAGUAUAUGGCGGCGGCGGCGGCCGCCGCUAGUGCCGCGGCCCCCCAUUCAUCGAUGGCUUCCAAGUUCGGCGGUGGCGGUGGCCAGGCGAAGGGGGAUGGUGGCUCUGGUAGUUACGAGUCCAGCGGGCGGCCAAAGUCCUUCUUCAAGUGUGACAUCUGCAACUAUGACACAAAUAUUGCGCGCAAUCUGCGCAUUCACAUGACAAGUGAAAAACAUAUCAGCAACUUGAAUUCGUUCCAGUCCAGCUUCAACCAGCUGAAGAGUUUGCAGAAUCUAUCGCAGUCGGAAAAUCUCGACUAUCUGAGUGCGAUCAAUCUGAACUCACUAAAGGAGGACUCCCCAAUGGCGCGCGUGGACGAGUACACAGCUGCGGCAGCCGCCGCCGCAGUCGCCGCAGCUACUGGCAGUAGCGUUGGCGGAGCCGGCAGCACUGGUAACGCCCUCAAGCCGCUGUCGAUGCCGUCGUCACCUUUUAGUAGCAAUGUCACCGCACUGGAGACCGCCACCGCCGAGGCACUGUUCCUAAACCAAUCGUCACCGUUCGUUGGCAGCGGACUCGGAGAAACAGGCACAGAGCGCGACUAUCAACAGCAGCUGGACGAGGACAAAAAUCCGCUCCAUUUCGACCCACCUAUCCGGCUAUCGCUCGAUCCGACGACUUACUACAGUUGUUUGAUUUGUUGCGACUUCGAGACGAACAAUUUGGAGGAACUGAAAAAGCACGUCUUCAAGGACCGAUCGAACAACGCGAUGGACACGAUCCUGUUUACGGGCAACGCUCAGGAAUGCUUACUGUGUACCCAGAAGACAAACGAUCGCACCGAAAUGGAACGGCACCUGAAGACGGAUACGCACCAAAAACGGCUUGAUCUGACCAUCCACCUGCUCGAAGGGCGCGAGCGGUGUGUCGCAAAACUGCGUGCAUUCGUCGGCAAGGAACUGUUCAAGAAGCUUCAGCUCAUUUUUCCGCUGGCGGAGGAAUCGAAAUUUACCUACGAUGAGAUGCCUAGCGUCAGUGAAAUUUCGCGUUCUCCGUUGAUGCUGCUGUUGGAGCCGAAAACUGAGCUGAUCGAGCGUGAUUUCUCCAACACCAACGGUAUCGACUCCGAUUCAACAUCUUCUUCGUCGUGUCCGGAUAACGUGCAAAUCAAGUGCAACUGUUGCAACUUUUACACUACAUCUUUGGAAAAGAUUGGACUGCACAGCCUAUCGGAGAAACAUAUAUUUAGACGUAUUUGUUUCGACUAUCUUCUGCUGAUUGCCAGCGAAAAGACGCUGGAUGUUCCAGCGGCUAUGACCGAAAAUGAAGGAAAGUUGCAACAUCAGCAACAGUCGCUGAUGAAGGCACAACAACAGAUGCUGACAUGCGUACCGUGUGGUUUCAAAACCGAUCAUGUGUACUACAUGAUACAUCAUCUGAAAAAGAACUGCAAAGUGGAACACAACAUUAAUCUGCUCGGGCUGCGUAACAUUUUCAAACUGACGGGCAAAGGCUCCGACACCCAAGAUGCAAUGGAGGCGGCCGACAACGGGUUGUGUAGUAUUUUGCAGGAGAAAAAAAUGUGGAACGGCGAAAGCGCCGGCAACAACAAGCUUCCCAGCUGCAAGGAUCGGUGUUUGGUCUGCAGCGUGUGUAAUAAAUUUUCGUCGAAGAAAAUGAACAUCAUGCAGCACCUGCUGGCGAACCACAACGUCGGCAACGAGUUGCUGGGCUGUGCUGAGUUUUCACAAGGCGCGCCUUCAUCCCAGAAGAAACCGUUCGACUAUCUGCGCACGUUAAUGGAGGCCCGCUGCUCCCAGAACUUGCGCUUGAUAGAGAAGGUUACAUUCAUGAGCGAUUCUUUCGCUCUGAAGGAGAACUGCAACGAUCUGAAGCACGGCAAUCUAGCCGAAAUGAUGGAGCAGUACGCGGCGACAAAACAGGAGUGCACAAGUAGCGACAACGGGAAGCCGACUGACUCGCUGGAGCAGUCGGCGGUGGCAGUGCUCGCCUCACAGCGCCAGCAGCAGCCUUCCGCUCUGUCGUGUCCCCUCUGCUCGGAAACCUUCCUCGAUCAGGUUAACGUUGAGACGCAUGUGUUGCGCGUGCACAGUAUCAAGAUGGAUGGGCUCAAUCGAUUGCUGAAACUGGUUGAUACCUCGCAGUUUUUGAAAACAACACAUCCUAAUUCCUCUAAACCAUUCAGCAACAUCAGCAGUCCGAUUGAGAAGCAUCCAUCGCUCUCCUCGUCGCCGCAAUCGCCAGUUGGUUCGACCUGCGGCGGCAAAGAGAGAUCGAUUUCACCGGGAAUGCUCAACAUCCGGUGCGCCUACUGCAAGGCAUCGUUCGAGACGAUGGUCGACCUAAAGAUUCACUGCAACGAAAGCAAUCACUUUAAGCGCAGCGCGGACUCGGACGAGCUCAUGUGCUUCCUACACGACUGCAAGGACGCGUUCGACAAUCAGUCCGACCUGAAUCAGCACUUCAAGGCGACCCAUCUGAACUUUCUCAUAUCGGAGCACCACACGUACAAGUACCGAUGCAAGCAGUGCCCGUUCGCGUUCAAGACUCACGAGAAGCUGAGUCGGCACUUGUUCUACCACUCACUGCGGGAGUCGACUAAGUGCUUCUACUGUGAUCAUCAGUUCAAAAACAUCAACUCGCUGACGGCACACAUCACCGAGAAGCACCCGCAGGAGGCGGUUCAGAAGACGUCACCGGGAACCCAUUCACAGGACACUUCCAUACUGUUCUUCAAGGAUUUGAAGCGCAAGAUGCUGAACUGCCAGCAGCAGCAGCAGCAACAACGGAACGGUUUGAGCCCGCGCUCGGACCGUUCGGCUGGUCGGGAUACGCGGGACAGCGUGGACGAUGAUCGGCUGAGUGAGAAGUCGAUCAGCUCGAAGAGCAGUAGCUUCUACUAUGACAAGAGCCUGGACGGUAGCGGUGCGUCGGAGGCGUUGCGCUACACGUGCGGUGACUGUCAGUUCACGUUUACCGAUGCGGUCGCCCUCGAGCGGCACAUGGCCACCGCAUGUCACAUGCCGCGCGAAGACAAGGUAUCGCCGGACACGGUGGCUACCUCGAUGAUAUCAUCGCUGACGAAACAGCAGCACGCCGCUUCUACGUCGCAGUCGGCAGCCUCGUCGCCGUCAAUCUUCUACGAUAUCAAGUCCGAGAAGUUCACCAAUCCCAAUCGUCCGUUCAAAUGCACGAUAUGCAUGGAAAGCUUUACGCAGAAAAAUAUCUUGCUGGUGCAUUACAACAGUGUCUCCCAUCUGAACAAGCUGAAGAAGCUUAAAGCCGAAAAGGGCUUCGCACAAAUGUUUACCGGCGCGCUCAUGAAUGCGGAGAACAUUGGUGGUGGGGGUGGUGUUGGCGAUGGAUGCCUCGAACUGGGCAAAAGUUCUCCCUCGCCAACCGUUCCGUUCAGCGAUAAGGCCGCCACACCCUUCUCGAUGCCAAUGUUUGCGACGGACGGGUGUAUGUCGAGCGGCGGUGAGAAGCGCAAAGAUAUAGCGGAGGAAAAAGAGUCUACCCGCAAAAAGUUCAAGUGCGACAUAUGCAAUGUCGCUUACACACAGGGCAGUACGCUCGAUAUUCACAUGCGUAGUGUUCUGCAUCAGACCCGCGCUUGCCGGUUGCAGGAGCGGAACUUGUUCGCCACCCAACCGAACACGCUGAGCGGGUUGGCCGGGCUUGGUGGGUUACAGCAGCCCCCCGGAUCGCAAUCGUUGCAACUGCAGCAGCAACAGUCGCCGCAAGGCAGCGAGGGCAAGAAGAAGGGCCCUUCCCUCAGUGAGUUUCCGCUCAUCCAACCGAUUCCGGAGGCGCACGAUCAAUCGCCAAAUCUGCUCGACGAAGUUUCGCUGCGGAAACUGAAAUCACCCACCGAACAGCAGGUUCAACAUCCGCAGCAACCGACCCAGCUGCCACCAUUGGGAGCGACAGUGCCCAUGUUCUGCGGCAGCAUCGGUGGCGAGAAACCAGAGUUUGCGAUCUGCGAGUGCUGCUAUCAGGCGUUCCCGGGCAAAAUGAUGUUGGAGGCUCACCUCGAACUAAAUCUGGAGUGCCUGGCGCACAAAAAGAAACUGCUUGAGGCAGCUGUGGGACUACAGGACAGCAGUGUGCCUUUCGGUGAAGGUUCGCUGCAGCAGCAGCAGCAGCAGCAGCAACAGCAGCAAGCGUUAAAUGAUUUGAUGAAGGUGAACGCACUAUCCGGAUUCGAUCUGAGCGCUCCGGAUGGACUGCUCGGCGGUGCGAAAUCCAUGGUGCCUCUCGAUCCGACCGCCAACCUGAUGGAUCCGAACUUUCUCAAGAAUGCGUCUCUACUGCAGUUCGCUGCCUCCGAUCCGAACAGCAAGCUUAAUCCGAAUGCCUUGAACGUGCUCAACUUCAUGCACUUCCACCACCUGAUGUCGCUCAGCUAUUUGAAUCUGGCGCCCCAGCUUAAUUUUGGUGGGGUGCCCCCUAAAGUGGUGGAUGGUGGCAAAGACGGAUGCUCCGGUGUAGGAGGAGGUCCGGGUGAUACUAAGCCUGGCAAGCAUGCACCCCCCUCGGUCGUGAUGCAACAGGUAAGCUUGAACGGCAAACCGCUCGAUAUGAACAUUUUACCGCACGGUCUAGACCCGAAAAUUGUACCGCAGCCACCGCAAGGGCAGCAACCCUGUACGCAGAAGCGCGCCCGAACGCGCAUUACUGACGAACAGCUGCGCAUUCUCCGUUCCCACUUCGACAUCAAUAACUCGCCGAGUGAGGAAAGCAUUCAGGAGAUGUCGAUCAAGGCGAAUCUGCCGCAGAAGGUGGUGAAGCACUGGUUCCGCAACACGCUCUUCAAGGAACGCCAGCGCAACAAGGACAGCCCGUACAACUUCAGCAUUCCGCCAUCGACAAAACUGAACGUCGAGGAGUACGAACGCACCGGUGAGGCAAAGGUGACCGACAUCGAAACGUCGUUCAAGUCUGUGGAAACCUCGCAGGACAACUCAUCAUCGCAGAACUCGAACGACAUGAGCAAAGCGCUCAACGAGGCAAUGAAGCAAAAUCUGUCGAAGUCGCUGCUGGAGUCGCUCAGUAAGCACCAGUCGACCACCGGCCAGGAUCUGGUCGGGGCCGCUUUCCAGCUCAACAAGAGCCUCUUUCCGGACAGCUUCGUAGGCGCCGACUUUGGCAAUCAGGACGCGGUCAACUCGGUGUCGGACUACUUUCAGCGUGCUGCUGCCGAUGCUGUCGCUCUCGGUGCGGCCGUCGGUGCUGUUGUGCCCGGGGGCGGUGGUGUCGUAUUGCCCGGCGUGACCACCAGCGGUAGCGGUGCUAGUAAUGUCAGUAACACUGGUAGUGUCGGAGGUAGCGUUGGAUCUGUCGGUGGUGGUGGCGGUGGUGGUAGCACUGGCAUGGUGGGUGCAGGUGGUACUGGGACGAAAAAGAAAAAAAUCAAAUCGGAAUCGUCAAACGAUAGUCCGACGCCGGCUGAUUUACAGAUAGACUCGUCGAACUCGAACCCGAUGCCUAUGCGGCCACCGAGUGCCAUCUCGCUAAAGAAGCACAUGGCCACCCCGCCGACAUUGACGGGCGGAGGUACUGGUGGCGGCGGCCCGCUCGGUGAGGAGAUGAAAAUUCCGAGCCCGAUCGAAAGUCCUGUUAUAUCGCCGCCUAACUCAAUGUCGUUGCAUACGAUGCCACCGCAAACACAGGCGAUUACGUGCUCGAAUGGUAAGCGGGCAAAUCGCACGCGUUUCACCGACUAUCAGAUCAAGGUGUUGCAAGAAUUUUUCGAAAACAACUCGUAUCCCAAGGAUAGUGACCUGGAAUACUUAAGCAAGCUGCUGAUGCUGUCCCCUAGGGUGAUCGUGGUAUGGUUUCAGAAUGCUCGUCAAAAGCAGCGAAAAAUUUACGAAAAUCAGCCCAACCCAUCGUUCGAGACUGAUGAAAAGAAGGCCAUAAACAUCAACUACACUUGCAAGAAGUGCAACCUCGUGUUCCAACGCUACUAUGAACUGAUACGUCACCAGAAAAACCACUGCUUCAAGGAGGAAAGUAACAAAAGAUCGGCAAAGGCUCAGCUGGCCGCGGCCCAGAUUGCGCACUCGUUCACCAGUGGCAGCGAGGACUCGGACUCCAGCUUGGAUGUCAGUCGGCGCGAGUUCCAGCCCCGGGAGAACGAUUGCCCUUUCUAGGAGCCGUGGAGCGGCUGGAGAUCACCGGCAAGCUUGCAGCACUGAGGCAUUGUGAGAAGCCCACGGGUGGUGGCAGCCAAACAUUGAGCAUGCAGCCGAUGAUACUCGCGGAUCUGCCAGUAGUAAUUGAACAUUGUUCGUAUUUCGUGCUUGCGAAUCUUCCAUCAUUCAUUUAUUAUCUAUAAUUAUGAGAAUUUUUUAUUUCGAUUUCUACAUCGAAGUUUCUCAUUUGUUGCUUUUUUUAUAUACGUAUACAGUUUUUAAAACAUUACUGUACGGUUUCAU
Molecule: messenger RNA, 8802 nt
Organism: Anopheles bellator
Lineage: Eukaryota; Metazoa; Arthropoda; Insecta; Diptera; Culicidae
Product: zinc finger protein 2-like
Exons: 7
Coding region: 1-8517 (2838 amino acids)
Biological process (GO): regulation of transcription by RNA polymerase II
Cellular component (GO): nucleus
Molecular function (GO): zinc ion binding; DNA-binding transcription factor activity, RNA polymerase II-specific; RNA polymerase II cis-regulatory region sequence-specific DNA binding
Source: RefSeq, a predicted model, not a curated record